Molecule: messenger RNA, 1014 nt
Organism: Candida dubliniensis CD36
Lineage: Eukaryota; Fungi; Ascomycota; Pichiomycetes; Serinales; Debaryomycetaceae
Exons: 1
Coding region: 1-1014 (337 amino acids)
Molecular function (GO): DNA binding
Source: RefSeq, a predicted model, not a curated record
AUGCAUCCGUAUCAGGCUGGCGGCAACAAUAAUCUUUCAAGUGGAAAUGCAUCCACAAACAUACCUCAAGUCACAUCCCCAACCCAAUCCAAUUUGAGACAAGGGUACCUGCAACAAGUGCCAUCACAAAACGUCACUAGCAAUUCUUAUUAUCAAAGAAAUACACCGAGUAAUGUGGCUCCAAACCUUCUUCCUCAUUUAUCCUAUGGUGGUAUACUUCCCCCUCGUACAUUUGUUGGAACAUCACCUUUAACUGGGGUACCACCACCUAACUAUGGAAGUCAACCAAAACAAUAUCAACAGGCACAGCCAUCAAACCAGCGUCUUGGCUUCCGCAAUGAUCAACCUCAACAAUUAGAUCCAAAACAACUUCAAAAAAUAUCAUCACCAUAUCAGCAAUCUCCACAAUCAUCAUCAUCUCCUCCUCCUCCUCAACAGCAGCAAAGUUAUUACCAACAGUCACUGCAGAAUUAUUCUCAGAACUCCUCACAACAUCCCCAGGGACAGCAGACGCGUGAGUUAUCAUCACCGGGAAAUAGCAAUAAUCAAGUGCAUUCCUCUUCCUCAACUCAAGAAGACAACCAUAAACAGCGUAAAUCUAACGACCACAAAAAUACACAUAAAUCACAAGUAGUUCCAAAAAUUGUUGAUCAAACAGAUCCUUCCACUGGAAAGAAAAAAAGAGGUCGUCCCAAAAAAUUCAUACUUGAUCCCUCGACAAAUACCAUGAUUGACUCAACACAUCCCAACUUUAAACAAUUAAACAAGGCGUUGAAAGACGGUAAUAUUGACCAAGAUGUGAGGUCCAAUGGGAGCAGCACUACUAUUAGUGAUAUGAGCGUAUUGCUCAAUUCUUCAGGUACAGUUGAUGGAUUCAAUGAUUUGGAGUUAAAAGAAUUAUUGAAAAAGAAGGACAGAAGGGGCCGACCAAGAAAAUUUACUGUUGAAGAAACUGGGGUUACUAUUAAAGGUGUUAGAAUCAACGGAAGCAGUAUUUCUAAAACCAAAAAUUAG